UACUGCAAAUUAAUAUAAUUAUAUAUUAAAAAAACGUUAAUUGUAAUCGUGAGUACAGUUCUGUCAUUUUUGAAAAUAGGACUCCCGAUUCCACUAUUAACAGUGGUGCCAAGUCGCUCUGCAAGGCUACUGGCUAGUAUUACAAUCAGCUGUGGUUUUUGUUAAGAAUCUUGUGAGUCGUGAGUCGUAGAAAAUACAUCGGUAGUCAUUUGACAAUUUGGAUGAAGUACGUAUAGAAGUGAUGUUCUAACAAUAAUUAAAAUUAACGAUUUUCGUGGAGUGAACGUUGAAUUGUUCAAAUAAGUGUCCAAUAGGACGUGGCGCUAGCUAGCAUUGUCGGUUCUGAUUGGAUUGAAUGUAUACGUGUAUUAGUGUUCAAGAUUUCAGAUAUAUAUGCGUGCGGAAUGCGGAGGAAUGAGAGAAAUCCGAAUGGCGGCUCGAGGAGUCGGGGAGUUUAACGUUCGUAAGAGUUUUCAGGAAAGGCAAGCGACGGAUCCGGACGAAGAGAGGUGCGCUAGUGUUCCACUAAGCUACCCCCAGCCUUGCUACCCCCACCCUUCCGUUCGAGCUCCCCUAGCUAGUGCAAAUCUCGGCGGAUGAAUGUUUUCUUAAGGGAUUCUUCCCGAAAGCGACGCGAAAAUCUGAGAGGAGUCGUCUGAGCUGAGGAAUCUGAAAAUCGUUUGAAAGCUGUACGACAAUGGAGAGCGGAAGCAACCAGCAUUCCCCGGGUAAUUACCCGGGCGGCGAUCGCCAACAGUUUUGCGUUUCAUGGAACUCUCAUCAGUCGAACAUGCACAGUGCAUUUCCGAAACUGUUAAGCUCCGAGCAAUUCGUCGACGUCACCCUGGCCUGCGAUGGCGGUUCUAUAAAGUGUCACAAGGUGGUACUCUCCGCCUGCAGCGAUUACUUGGAGCGAUUGUUAUUGGACAUACCGUGUACCCAUCCUAUUAUAUUUUUACGGGACAUGAGAAUGUGGGAACUCCAAGCUUUGGUAGAGUUCAUGUACCGUGGCGAGGUUUAUGUGGAGCAACAACAACUGGCUAAAUUGAUGCAGGCUGCCGAGGUUUUACAGGUUCGUGGCUUGUCUACCCAAGGAAACGAAAACAAUUCGAGAGAAGCUAACUCACAAUCAUGCGAUUCAAAUGCUUCUGCUACUCCGUCGACAACCGCGCAGCAAGAUGGAUCCGACUUUAAGAUGGACGAUGCAACAUCCGAAGACGGUGCUUCGAAUUCAAACUUCUUGGAAUCCACACAGAUCGGUUCGUCCAACACUCAAGCGAGCGCCUCGUCGCAUACCAGUACACCGUCUCAGCGUGCCAGUAGCGAUAAUCAGAAUUACGUGAACAUGGAUCACGGCGAAGCAUUGCAGCAUUUGGAGAGAGCCCUCAGCUCUUGCGAGGCGACGUUAACAGAGGCACCUGGCAUGGUGAAAAUGGAGCCUGACGAGCAGUUUACUCAACAGCAAGAAAAACCGUACUCCAUUAGUAUGGUGCCGAGCAGCAACUGUAAUCCUAGUAGCCCGUUCCCUGCGAUCGAAGGUUAUCAGAGACGGCAGAGACGUUCGGAAGAAGAACUGAAACAAGCUUCGGACAUGGUAGCACGCGGUAUGACGUUUCAAGUUGCUUCGGAAAAGUACAAAAUUCCGAUAAGUACGAUCCGAUUCUAUAUGGUUAGAAAAGGUAUAUUGCAGAGGCGAAAGCGCGGCCGUGGUUCGAGCAACCUCGGCGUUAAUAGCCAACCGGGAAGUCCUGCCAGUCCGCCAUAUCAUAUGAUGAACUAUCGUUUGCCAGAGGGCCUAAACUCCAGCCUACCGUAGUGCUGUAAAAAAAGUAGCGGGUUUUUAGACUUCAGUUGAAUCGAACAAAUUUUUUAUUGCCACGUCGAAGCUGUUCCAGACUCUCUCAUUCUUCCCAUUUAUUAUUGACUCACACUGAGUUAUCUUACCGUUUCUCGUUUAAUCAUUCACCAACGACCAUUCAUACAAAUCACAUGCACAUGCAUACGUACACACACACACACACACACACGCGCGUACGUGUCGCGACUGCGUUUUCGCCCAACCGCCCAAUCGUUAUAUACUACACACCAUUUAUUGCAUUUACGAGGUAUAUAGUAAUUUAAUAGAAAAUAGUUGACAGCGUGUACGUAUCGUACACGAUAGGCACGAUUUUAGUCUCGAACAGCUCGGUUCCGUGUACAUAACUGGUACGUGCGAGCUUCCGAGCACCGCAUCCGAACUUCCGCUAUACGGAAACUUAGUACGAGAUCUGUAGUUAUGACACGGAAAUUGAAAUGUCUUGUUGGCAACCGAACGAUUACGGACUUUGUCAAUAGACUUCUUUAUUUGAAGUCCGCAUUCAGUUAUGCAGUUGCCAACCGAAUAAUUUCAAUAAUAUGUCAUUCAUUAUAUUCGUACGUUUGAGAUUACGUCGUUUUCGGAAGUUACUGUAGCAUCCUGCUUUUUUCUCCGUUUUUUAUCUUUUUUUUAUUUACGAGGAAUUAGGAUAGAGGAUGCGGCGCGCGGAGGUUGCCGCGCGGUCCGUUCAGUACGGUUCAAUUUUUGGGCCGUGUUACGUUCUUCUACUCAGUGACACAUACAAUUUGCGUACGUGGAUAGCGUAAGAGGUAUUUUUUUGAGUCCUAUACACAGAUUGAUACAGCAGAUUUACAAAAAAUCAUGGAAAACGCGAUUUAUUCGGGGAAGUUUGAACGUGUUACGCGGAAUCAUAUUUUUACGAUUGCUCGAGAAUCUUUUUGAUAAUACGUAUCCGUAGAGUGUAGGUUUUCUUUUUUUUUUAUUACGUCCCGCUUAUACAUGUAUACGUACAUAUGUGUACAUACGCACGAGGUACACGCGUGCAUGCGUACAUAGGUGUGCGCGAGCGCGUGUGGAUAUGUACAUAUAUAUAUAUAUAUA
This is a messenger RNA of Ceratina calcarata, 2917 nucleotides long. RefSeq names its product broad-complex core protein isoforms 1/2/3/4/5. The transcript is spliced from 4 exons. Gene Ontology annotation, cellular component: nucleus. The record is from RefSeq and is a predicted model, not a curated record. Lineage: Eukaryota; Metazoa; Arthropoda; Insecta; Hymenoptera; Apidae. Gene Ontology annotation, molecular function: protein binding. Gene Ontology annotation, biological process: regulation of transcription by RNA polymerase II. Bases 698 to 1816 code for a protein of 372 amino acids.